Molecule: messenger RNA, 2865 nt
Organism: Rhodamnia argentea
Lineage: Eukaryota; Viridiplantae; Streptophyta; Magnoliopsida; Myrtales; Myrtaceae
Product: erbin-like
Exons: 3
Coding region: 1-1335 (444 amino acids)
Source: RefSeq, a predicted model, not a curated record
AUGGCAUCAACAAAGAUAAAGGAACUCCCAAAAUCUAUUCUUAACCGGGCAUUAUUACUUGAGUUGGAUUUUUCAUUUGCAGAAAUCAUUGAAUUACCUGAAUCAAUUGGAAAUCUAAAAAUGUUGAAAGUGAUAUGGGUGGGUCAUAAUCCAAUAAAGAAAUUUCCUCAUGCUCUUGGAACAUUGAAGAAUCUUGAAGAGCUGCAUGCCCCUGAUUGUAAAUUGGAAGGUGAAAUCCCUACCAAAAUGGGAGAGUUGUCCAUGUUGAGAAUCUUAGUUUUGAGGUUUAACGAAAGAGUUAUUUUGUCGAGGAUUAUUGUCACGCUUCCUGUCUUGCAAAUGCUGGACUUAAAUACGUGCAGUGAGAUUCAAGAAUUGCCGGAGCUUCCCUCUAGUUUGACCUGUCUACUGCUGGAAUCCCUUUCUCUGCAAUUUGUCCCUGAUCUCUCAAACCUUACUAACUUAGUUAGAUUGGUCCCAUCUGAUGGGUUUCUGGUUAGAGGCACAACAAGCUUAACACAAACUUGUGACAUGCGAUGUUUCAGCUCAGCAGGGUUACCCAUCUCCAAGUUGAAAAACUUGUCAAUUUUCAGACUCUCACGAUCAGAGCUGAAGGAAAUUAAGCUCGAUGGGCUUUAUGAAUUGGCAAUUUUGAGUGUCUCGGACUGUGAACUCCUGGAGAGAUUAUCCUUUCCGUCAAACAUAAAUGAAAUUUCUGUUAUCGGUUGCCCAAAGUUGGUUGAAAUUCAUUUUCCAGGUGCUUUGGAAUCGCUUGGGAGAUUGGGUAUUGAGAGGUGUGAAUCUUUUGAAAGGUUAAGUUCUCUGCUGGAGCAAGGAUGUGAUGAGCUGACAUUUUGUGGGGGGAGAUUGUCCCUUCUAUUGAGAACCUUUAAGAAGCUCAAAGAAUUCAGUGUUCUAGAGUGCCCAAAGCUAGUUGAGAUUCGAGUUGUGGGCAGUCCGGAAUUAUUGGAGAUAUUUUCUGUGGAUGGGUGCUUGGUUUUGGAAAGAGUAGGCGAUUUAUCAAACUUGAAGAACCUCGAGUCGUUAAGUAUGAGAGAGUGUGGUGCUCUUCGAGCUGUUGAGGGCCUCGAUCAAUUGGAGGGCUUGUGUCGAUUGCUUGUUGGUGAUUAUGGAUCAUUGGAAAGGUGGAUUGAUGUAUUGAGUGUGAAAAUACCAGAUGAGUGCGAGAUGUUAAUUUGGGAUUGCAGGGGUUCAUUAAGUGACCUUUGUCCACGUAAAAUUGAGUGCAUCUCAUUCAAUCGUUACAGAGAGAGGAUUCUUCUUCGACCAAACCAGCAUCCAUGGUAUUAUAGAUUGCUUUGCUGUCUCUUAUAGCUCUAGGAGAUAUCGUUUUUGCUCCGAGGAGGAAGAGGAAUUAUGUCACCGAUUCCAUGCUCCAUUGGUUUAAGUAUCUCUUCCUUUCUAUUGUGCGUAGUAGGUCCUGUAGUUGUAGCCCUUCAUAAGGAGCCCAUGGGAGCUUCAAUUUUGUUUCGCUUCUGUUUUCAAUGUGCUCUAAUAUGUGUCCAAAGUACUGUAAUUGUAUGUUCACCCAAAUAUUGACGGAAUAGAUUGGUAAAUGGCUUGUCUUACUUUACAGGUGCAUUUUUCCAUUAUAGAUACGGAAAUUCAUUCCACUGGUCAUGGUUCUGUUCACAACUAUUGUUUUCUGAAUAUCAUAACCAGUUCCUUGACUUAUUUUUCUCAGUUGAAUUUUCAUUUGUCAAACGUCAAGCAUUUGAAAGUAUUGUCAUCAGAGUUGCUCAGCUUCUGGGCUUAUUGUGAUUAGAUUAAAGGUUUAAGUUUCAACAUGCUAGAGAUAAUUGUCUCUUGCCAUGUCUAAUUCGUUGUUAAAUGUUUUGAUCCCAAGUCUAUUGACUAGAAGGAAGAAGGCUAGGUACAUACUGCACCUGUAAGGCCAAUUCUUUGCACUCUCAAUGAGAUUAAUGACUAGUUACUGAGUUUUGAUUUCUUGUGGUGGCAAAGAAAAUCAACUUUCUAUUCAAAAUUGCAAGCACAAGAAUGAUGGCACUUUACAGAUGUAGAAGCGCAAUAGUUAAGCAGGUGAGGGGCGUCUUCAGUUUUGUCAGUCUGUUCACUUUCUCUUGAAAUCUGAUCUGCUACAUAUUUGACGUAGGUAGAUUUGUUGCCUUUCCUUUCAUCAUCGAUACUCGUGUAUCAUGGAAGCUGCAGUUAUCAACUAAAGAAUCUGUCAAGUACUUAAUAUUUCUGUAGGAAUGUAGUGUUACCUUUGAGUCAAAUGGGGGUUUCCAAACUAAGAUUCAUGCGGAGAUUCUGGCAAUGAAUGUUCAAUUUAGUCUCAGCUGUUCAACAUCUUGUGAUGGGAGAUCACAAGGGAGCUCAAAUUUGAACUCUUGAAAUGCCUAGGUGGACUUAAUUUCACUCAAUGACUCCAACUCGUUGAGUUAUGAGCCAACCAAAUAUGUGCAAUUGGCCCAAUUUGUACCCAAUAUGAAAUUAUUCAUUGCUUUGACACCUCAUGCAUGAGUAGUAACGAGAUCCACCUACAGAACCCAACAUGAGCUUCGCCUUGGGUUUCCUUCAUUGUAAAUUUGUCAAGAACAUGACCCUCCUGUUGUGAUUCACUUUGGCAUGCUAUAGAAGAGUAAAAAAAUAACUGCAGACUCAAUUGCUGCACUUCUGGUAGAACUAAAAUGUUGAAUGUAGUGGGCAUCAUCUUGAAUCUAGUAUGUAGAUGAGCAGAUUCAAUGAUACGAAUGUAUUUAAUGGCAACUAAAUAUUUUUCUCGACGUCGAACCACCAGCGGAAAAUAGUUCUUUUUCAUUUUUUUGCCGAAAGGAGAAUUUAGUUCGUUCUUGAAAAAUCUAUACUACUAGAGUUAUUUUA